UUUAUGGCGCCCUCGAGUGUCCGGGCGACGCAGCGCUUUUUGGACUCUCGGCCAGUGCUAACUCCCAUCAAGUGCGUGAAGAUGGCGGAGGGCGAAUUGAACGUGGAUAGCCUUAUCUCUCGCCUUCUGGAAGUAAGGGGAUGUCGCCCAGGCAAGAUCGUGCAGAUGACCGAAGCGGAGGUGCGGGGCCUGUGCAUCAAAUCCCGCGAGAUCUUCCUCAGCCAGCCCAUCCUCCUGGAACUCGAAGCGCCGCUGAAGAUCUGCGGGGACAUCCACGGACAGUACACGGAUCUGCUGCGUCUCUUUGAGUACGGUGGCUUCCCCCCGGAGGCCAACUACCUGUUCCUCGGCGACUACGUGGACCGAGGCAAGCAGUCAUUGGAGACCAUCUGCCUGCUGCUUGCCUACAAGAUCAAGUACCCGGAGAACUUCUUCCUGCUCAGGGGCAACCACGAGUGCGCCUCCAUUAACCGCAUCUACGGCUUCUAUGACGAGUGUAAGCGAAGGUUUAACAUUAAGCUUUGGAAGACCUUCACAGACUGCUUUAACUGCCUGCCAAUUGCUGCCAUCAUCGACGAGAAGAUUUUUUGCUGCCAUGGAGGACUUUCACCAGACUUGCAGUCAAUGGAGCAGAUUCGUAGGAUUAUGAGGCCGACUGAUGUGCCUGAUACAGGCCUGCUCUGCGACCUGCUAUGGUCCGACCCGGACAAGGACGUGCAAGGCUGGGGCGAGAACGACCGCGGGGUCUCAUUCACCUUCGGCGCCGACGUGGUCAGCAAAUUCCUUAACCGUCAUGACCUGGAUCUUAUCUGUAGAGCCCAUCAAGUUGUGGAGGAUGGGUAUGAGUUCUUUGCCAAACGCCAGCUGGUCACGCUGUUUUCAGCGCCAAACUACUGUGGGGAGUUCGACAACGCCGGCGGUAUGAUGAGCGUGGAUGAGUCGCUCAUGUGCUCCUUCCAGAUCUUAAAGCCCUCAGAGAAAAAGGCUAAAUAUCAGUAUGGAGGGGUCAAUUCUGGUCGGCCUGUCACUCCUUCCCGAACCACUCAGGCCCCAAAGAAGAGGUGAACGUCCAGCCUUGUCACCCCCCUGCGCACCCCCGCCCCGACGCGCACACACACAGUAAUACCGCAAACGCUCCCCUUCCGCAAAGAUGCAGUGGAACCUCCAGAGGUGAUGUUUAUAUUUCCUAAUUGUCCCUUAAGAAAUAUAAAGUUAAUUUAUUAAUUCAUCUCUGAAAAUGAGCUACUUAUCCUUUUGCAGAAGUGUUAUUAAGUGUAUUUAUGUGAGCCUGGUACCAUUGGUCAGUUUAACGCUCAUGUUGGACAGGAGUAAGUUUCAUUUCUUGUUCUCUGGUAUCAUCACAAUAAAAAAAUCUGAAAUAUAUUAUCACAGAUGCCCACUAAGCGAAUGUCUCGCGUGGUACCCUUUCGGAGGUUCCACUCUAUUAAACUUUCAAUUCUCUCCACUGAUAUCACCCCUUCCUCUCCAUUGACAGCUCUUUUCUCAAUGUGUACACGUGCAUAAAUUUGCUGUGACCAAUCUGUUUAUAUUGACACUUAUAUCGUUUGCCUGUUUGUUAAUAUUUUGAUAGUAUUAACACGCAUCGUUGUGGGGCGGAGGGAAUGCUUGUUUUAUUUUCUUUCAAAGACAUUAAAAGUCAAAAUGGUGUCGUUUUGCUGAAUGAGCGUCUACUAUUUAGCCGUUAUUUCUGCUGAAUGGUGUAAACGCGCAACGUUCAUGAUUAUUAAAGUUCGUGCAUUUAAACCGCUAACAACACCCGACGUCUCCCUCGUUGAGUUGCAAAGAAUGUGAAUUGACCGGUGUUUAUGAAAGGUUGAACUACCCGCUCUUCAGACAUGGAUUCCUUUGUGCCUCCACUUUUAAAGAUUCCACAGACAAAGAGGAACCUCCCUCAGUUAUAUCUUAGUUAGAGUGGUUUCAAAUCCCCAACACCAGUCACAGAAAAUCCAAAUUGAAAUUGUCGGUUCACAAAAAAUUGGUCAAUAGUGGCGAAGUUCCUCUGUAUGUAUUGUUGUUUGUCAUAUCAGGAUCAUUUCCCUACUCAUAUCCUUUUUUAAAUAGUGAAACAUGGCAUCAAAUCCAUUGAUUUUUUUUUUUUUUUUUUCACAUAUGGUCAGUAUUUUGACUUCAUUAUUUUGAAUAGAGAUGUGUGGCAUGUCUAUGAUAAGUGCUUAAGCCAGCUUGUGGAUUCCUGUCAAUGUUUAAAAAGAAUACUAAAUGGUAACGUGAAUCAUGUGAUGACACAAAUGGCAUCUUUUGGGAGCUUUGAAGCCAAGCAUCGCCCAUCCAUCCCACUCCUAUUCCUCAUCCUCCUCGUCCCAUCUUUUUGGAGGAAGAUGACGGACAGAGUGGGAGUGGGCGUCAGCUGGCACCUGACCUGGCAUUGCUAUUGUGAUCGUGACGCCACCUGGUGUUUAGAUGCAGUGUACUACAGUAUAUCUUUGCUCUCUGGGGCAUUCUUCUAUCUAUGGUUGUUUUUCUUUUUUUGUUUUCCUCUAGUCACACACUUUUUAAAUCAUUUCCUUUUAAUGAUGACGACAUUGAAAUGAGUGAGGUAUUAAACCAGUUUUGAAAUUUGUACGAAUUUGAAAGUCAAUAAAUGGAUGGAAACAAAAGUUAUGUG
Molecule: messenger RNA, 2644 nt
Organism: Corythoichthys intestinalis (scribbled pipefish)
Lineage: Eukaryota; Metazoa; Chordata; Actinopteri; Syngnathiformes; Syngnathidae
Product: serine/threonine-protein phosphatase PP1-beta catalytic subunit-like
Exons: 8
Coding region: 4-1065 (353 amino acids)
Biological process (GO): circadian regulation of gene expression; regulation of circadian rhythm
Cellular component (GO): cytoplasm; nucleus
Molecular function (GO): protein serine/threonine phosphatase activity
Source: RefSeq, a predicted model, not a curated record